Molecule: messenger RNA, 3726 nt
Organism: Labrus mixtus (cuckoo wrasse)
Lineage: Eukaryota; Metazoa; Chordata; Actinopteri; Labriformes; Labridae
Gene: hps3
Product: HPS3 biogenesis of lysosomal organelles complex 2 subunit 1
Exons: 25
Coding region: 250-3483 (1077 amino acids)
Biological process (GO): organelle organization
Cellular component (GO): cytoplasm
Source: RefSeq, a predicted model, not a curated record
GUCUUUGGUUGUUGUGGAUGACGGUUCACUUCCUGCUGUACAGCGUGAAAUCAAUAACCUAACCUGCAGCAGUUUAAGCGAAAGUAGGAAGAGAGGAGAAACCGAAAAACCUCGCCGCAAAGGGUCCUACUGAAUGAACCCUCAGCAACCAAAUGGUGGAGUUGAUACUUGGAUGACAUGAGAAGAGGAGGCAGGCAGUUAACAGUCGAUCACAUUUCCACUCCGGACUGACAAGAGCAGGACGUAAAAAUGGUGCACGUCUACAACUGCCAUCCUUUCUCCUCGCAGCAGAUAGUACAGGUGGAGCAGGAGCCUGGACUGGUCUGCUGUGGAGGUGGAGCCCUGUUUGUCGUCGCUACUGGAGGAUGCAAGGUGGAGGCCUACAGCGUGGUGCAGGAGGGCUGCCCUCUCAUCUGCCGCUUUGCCACCAUGGGCGCCGUGAGGAAGAUCCAACACAGCAAGAUCGGAGAUUACCUGGUGACCAUCGAAGAAAAGAACAGCGCCACCUACCUGAGAGCCUACACCAACUGGCGCUACCAGGCAGAGGAGAAGGCCCGUGUCGGGGUGCGUUUGCUGGGACACCUGCUGCGUGGGGCAUCUGUGCGGGGCGGGGUGCAGAUGGAGAUCAUUGAGAUCCCUCUGUCAGAGCGUCCUGUGGCUGUGGCGUGCUGCUCUGUAACAGGAGACCUGCUGGUCGGCUGUGAGAACACUCUGGUUCUGUUCACUUUGAGGAGGCAGAACCAGCAGAGCCUGCAGAGUCAGAGUCAGCAGAUCGUUCAGAGCACCUGGCCUAACACUCAGCAGAGCUCCAGUCAGAGUCAAGGUCAGACCUCAAGUUCAAACCAGAACAUUUCCAUCCUGGACUUUGAGCGCUCAGUCAUCCUGCAUCUUCCAAUAAUCAAGCCGAAGCAGGUGUCACUGUGUGCUGGAUAUGUGGCAGUGCGGACGGAGCUGGAGGUUCUCGUCCUGAAGCUGGAUGCAUCCUCAGAAAAUCAAAUGCUGGAUGAAUCUGCAGAAUCAAUAGAACCUCCAGAAGACCAGGCUGACUUCCUGGUCGUUUCCAUACACCAGGAGUUGCUCGGUGAACGAGCUAAAGACUGUGACAUCCCUGUGAGCAUUGAAAAGACCGGGCUGGAGGACAGAGGACAGUACACACUAACAUAUGUUCUCUUCAGACGUUUCAGUCCGGAGUACUUUCAGGGCUGCAGCGAGGACGAGACUCACCUCCACUCCCUACAGCUCUACCCACUGUUCACAAGUAACCAGUCCGAGACUCUGGAGGAACCAGCCUGCGUCUUCUGCUUCUUCUCCCUCCCCACCGCCGGCUACCUGUACAGCCUGAAGGGCGGUGUUGAGCUUCUCUCGGCCUAUCAGUAUCCAGAGAAGGUCCUGGAGGCGGUGCUGACUGACCACCUGUUGCACGUCAUCACAAAAAAUGCGUUGCAGUGUUUCACAGUGCGCUUGGCUGCAGUUGCAGCCCGAAUUGAAGACCCUUACAUCGAUACCACCAUGAAGGCCUGCCCACCUUUCAGCCUGGAGGUGUGUGCGCUCAGGAUGCAGCUGUUCAUCGGGCUGCGCUCGGUGUGUGUUUACCGCCGCCAUGUCAUCCUGCUCUCCACCGCUGACGCAGAGACGUCAGAGGAGACGGAACGCAACACACAGCGCAGAGGCCUCGAGUUGAAAGAACACAACAUGCUGACUGGUAUUUUCCUGGCGGUGGGAAUCGAUCCCGCAACCACGCCGGCUCUGGAGAGCCUUCUAUCACGCCCCUUCCUGAGCAGGAAGUGGCCGUUGUCCUCUUCCAAAGGAAUCACCGCAUCAGGACAUGGUUGGAAUAUCUACGUGGUCGACACCGUGUCCCCGCUCACGCUUUACCAAGAGAUGGUUGAAUACAGCCAGAGGUAUGCAGAGUCAAACCCACAGGCACAAAGCCUCCGUCACCUCCUCAGUGAAGCUCACCUCCUCCUCCGCGCCGCUCUACUCCAAAACUCAGAGCAGCUGCAGGACAGCGAGGACUACCUGGUGGUGUCCCUGCAGAGAGACGGACCGGCGGAGAGACGGACGGCGGCACAGGCGGACACUGGAGAGCUGGAGGAGGCUCUGAGGCAGAACUGUGCUCAGCUGGGAGACUGUUUCAGCAGGGGCAGUCAGAAGGAUUGUCACCUGGCUCUGCCGUACUACAGGAUGGCAGGUCUGCCAGUCACGGAGGUCAUCGCUAGGAACCGCCCAUUCCUCCGCAGCCCUCACUCGUACGGUCCCGGCUUCCUGUUUUACCUGAAGCAUUACCUGUUAGAGGAAACCGAGCAGAGCCUCAGUCAGGAAGCAGCUGAUGAUGUCGUGGACAUUUUCAGCCAAUCAGAGCCCUCGGAACUCGUCAGCGUAUGUGCAAGCCCGCCCAUGACAAACAUCAGUCCGGCCCGGACGCUGCGCAUCUUACAAAACCUGGAGGACACAGCCGGCGUGUCGGUCCCACUCACCAUCACCAUGGCAACCAUGAUGCUGCUCAUGGACGACCUGCCGCAGUACACGCAGCUGAUGGAAAGACACGCAGAGAUGCUGCUGGUGUACAGCUUCAUCGAGGAGCCAAGGAUGUUGGUUCACGGCGGGGUCGGGGGUCAGCACACACCCAUCCGAGUCACAGCUUUGACUCGCCAGCUGGCAAAGUCCAACCCAGGGCUGCUGGUGGCUGCUAUGGUGGCUCUUCAUGAAAACAACAAAGUUCAGCUGGAACAGGCGGAUCACAUAUUCAAGGAGCUGGGCUGUGAGAACAGCUUAGAGGUGGAUUUCUGGGAGGCGAUGCUCAUGGCCUCCUCACAGGACGCUGUCAUCCAGGAGCUUCUGUUCAGAGUGGCGUCUGUGUACAUCGACCGGCUGACUAACACGCACUCGGAAGCUCACCCAGACCCUGCACACAAUCUCUCUAGACAAAAGCCGCUGAAGAGCGCUGAUGAUCUGAUCAACUCGUGCUCUCAUUAUGGCGCUCUGUAUCCGUGGCUCACUGUGCUCAGUCCAGUUCACACUACCAGCUUCCAACACCAGGAGGCGCUGCACAAACUGCAGUCUCUCCUGUGCGGUCCGUCUCUCUCUGUCGGCUCGGUCGUUCCACUGUUGGAGCGUCUGUCCGAGGAAACCCUGUGGGGCUUCAGCCUGCACCUCCUCUGUGCCACCAGAAGGGUGCAGUACGGCAGCAGCAUUGAAAAGCUGCUGGACCGAUGUCCUCAGGCCAUCAUAGCAUACGCCAACCACCAGUUGCAAGACAAGAAUAUGGUGUUGUGGUGGCAGAAGCUGCUCCCGGAGCUUUGUAACAGGACUAGAGCUUCUGCAGACAACAGCAUCCUAUUGGCUGCUCUCAAAGAGACGCUGGUUGUGGUUGCCAUGGAGAUGAGCCCUGCAGAGUUCCUGGAGCUGAUACCUGAUGACGGUACCGCCUCUUACUUCCUGCCUCACCUGUUGACAUGCAGCCAGAGGCACCUGCUGGCCUGACACGCGGACUAUUCAUCCACACACACACACACACACACUGCACGCUCAAACAUUGAUGACCAUGUGAAGUGCACGGUUAACCAAACAACAUUAUUUAAUUCAUGAUUUUGCAAUACAAAACAUACAUCUGUGCAAAAAAUGUCCAGAGAAAGUACAAAGUCAAGGCCUCUGCCGGUCAAAAGGAUAAGCAUGUAAACCUUCUGUUAUGGUUACACUCUUACUGAAAUAAACAUUUGUAUUUUC